Triticum turgidum subsp. durum (durum wheat) is the source of this 339-nucleotide messenger RNA. NCBI's taxonomy places the organism in Eukaryota, Viridiplantae, Streptophyta, Magnoliopsida, Poales, Poaceae. The record is from the annotation of a GenBank genome assembly.
AUGGCGCCAUGCCGAGCAGCCGUGGUGAAGACGAGAGCGACGUGCGCGCUGCUGCUACUGCUGCUCCUGUUGGCCGAUGUGCGGCCGCGGUCCGUGGCUGGGCAGGCGCCACCCGAGCCCGAGGCGGUCGCGACGAUCGAGGCGGAUGCCGACGGCCGCGGCAAUGGCACCCGCGGCGCCGGCGGCGGCGGGAACGCCGCGAGGAAGGUGCUGAGCACCAUCGACUGCCAGAUCUGCGAGGCGACGUGCCGGGUCAAGUGCCUCAUCAACAACCUCUUCCAGUGGGGCACUUGCUACCAGCGCUGCAAGGCCGACAACUGCAACGACUGGUGUAGGUAG